UUAGCAGUCACACUGAUAGAUAUUCAGUAUGAUUUUGAAGAGUUUAUUUAUUAGUUUGUUUGCUAUUAGUUUUGCUUACAUUACUGAUAUUGAAUCAGAGGAUAAGAUCAUUGAUUUAUACGCACACCAUGAUCGUAACUAUGAAAGGAAUGAAGAAAAUGGAAGGACCGUUAUCGAGUGCCAGCACGGCGAGAAGGAGUGUUACGGUAACAAGCUGCACGCAUGCGCUAUAGACAUACUCAAGAAUACUACUCGUUCCGUGACUUACAUCUCCUGUAUGAUGUCAGGACAAAGGGAAAAUUCUGGUUCAAAUGAUAAUGGUGCCACCAGAUGCGGUAAAAAAAUGGGAAUCAAUGCAGAGAAGAUCAUCAAAUGUGCUAAAGGUAAAAAAGGCGAAGAACUACUAGAAUAUUACGGGAAAGAAACCGAUAAAGAUGUUCCGGACCGGGAAGGUGUGCCAUGGUCGCUAAUAAAUGGCAAAUAUGUCAACGGUGUAGGUGAACUUGACAAAUGGCUAGCAACAAUCUGUGCCGCUUUAGACCACCCACCGCCACAGUGUAAAAAAUUGUAAACUAGAUUAAUCAAGAGGAUAAACUGUUCAAAACGUGUAAAAAUACAUCUUUGUGCAGAUUUUAUUUAAGUCAUGUAUACUUUAUGGAAUUCAAAAAUAUUAUUUAUUAAUUUAAGAGGUGUUGGAAUUAAUGUUUAGAUAUGAUUAUAAUGUCAUAAAAAAAUAAA
Molecule: messenger RNA, 738 nt
Organism: Cydia fagiglandana
Lineage: Eukaryota; Metazoa; Arthropoda; Insecta; Lepidoptera; Tortricidae
Product: gamma-interferon-inducible-lysosomal thiol reductase-like
Exons: 4
Coding region: 29-571 (180 amino acids)
Molecular function (GO): oxidoreductase activity, acting on a sulfur group of donors, disulfide as acceptor
Source: RefSeq, a predicted model, not a curated record